CAAAUCCUUAAAUUAUAUGGAUUCCCAAUUAAUUCAGACUUAUCUGCAUCACAAGUACAGAUGUCAAAACAAAGUUCGGUUUCGCUCUUCACAAGGCCAUCAUCGUGCGAAAGCUUGAGAUCGGGCAGCAUCCUUCGCGUGGUAUCGCACGAUCAAAGAUAAGACACAAUACUACUGUCUUCUUCUUUUUUUAAUGCCAACCAUUAUAGCGAGGGGCCCAGAGGAAAAGAGUGGGCAACUUGCUUACGAUAUCCACGGACCGACCUUCGUUUCCUUCGCAGGUUUAUUUAUAUAUUUUGCGAUCUAAGUGAACACUUAGCUCGCGAAGUUAUCCCCAUCACUGUAGCAAAACUCUCAUGCAUGUGCAGGUUGAUCAUGAAGAGCUGCAUUUAUACAAAAUUAGUUGGCGAGAGGACUUCUCUCGGAGCAACUCGAAGAAAACUUCCGCAGAAACGAGAAAAUAAUGACAGGAAAUUAAGCAGGAGCGUCAAAAGGAUAAGAGCUGACAUGGUUGAGAUCAGCGAGGGACAAAAACGCAUAAGAGAGGGACAGAAGGAAAUCAGGAAAAGAUUUCAAGAAAUAAGCGAAGAGGCUGCCAAACUGAGAGAGGAAACUAACGUAAUCUCCAAGCAGAGCUCUGAAAAUCAGCUCAGGAUUGAUCUAAUGCUUCAAAUAGUCAAAGCAAGAGCAGAGAAUGAUCAUGCCAAAGACGCCUUGCUCACUCAAACCUUACGGGAUUUGAUGGGAAAACGGAACUUGAGCAAAAGCAAUCCUUCCGAGGAGAAACAAGAAGAACAAUGAGUUGUAUACAAACCAUGUUAAUAAAGUGCUAUCCCCAUGUUUCUUUUGAGUUGUAGUUGUGAUCUAUUCAAACCAUGAGAACGAUAUUAAUGCUACAGUUUAAUGAUAUUUACGUUAUUGUUUGUUUA
Messenger RNA from Populus nigra (black poplar), 929 nucleotides. RefSeq lists its product as uncharacterized. The coding region runs from base 361 to 801 and encodes 146 amino acids. The transcript is spliced from 3 exons. Lineage: Eukaryota; Viridiplantae; Streptophyta; Magnoliopsida; Malpighiales; Salicaceae. The record is from RefSeq and is a predicted model, not a curated record.